Molecule: messenger RNA, 1789 nt
Organism: Musa acuminata AAA Group (dessert banana)
Lineage: Eukaryota; Viridiplantae; Streptophyta; Magnoliopsida; Zingiberales; Musaceae
Product: single myb histone 6-like
Exons: 9
Coding region: 417-1499 (360 amino acids)
Biological process (GO): nucleosome assembly
Cellular component (GO): nucleosome
Molecular function (GO): double-stranded telomeric DNA binding
Source: RefSeq, a predicted model, not a curated record
UCCUUCGAAUUUCUCAAUUGCUUUUAGACAAUUUCUUCUUUGCUUGAAAAUUUCUUGAUUGGAUUGAUAUUUGGUUGCUUGAGUUUUGAUUUUUUAUUUUUCAAUGAUUUUUUUAAUGUUUAGAAUCGUCUUCUCAUGAUCCGAUUUUGGUUUUUUUUUUUUUAGUUCAGGCAGAUCAACAUGAAUUUAGGGUUUUGAUGAUUUGGGUAAGAAUAAAGAAAUAAUUAGGCAGAUCUUCUUAUCUCGAAUUUUUAGAUGAUCACGGGAUUGCGUCGCUGUACAUCUCGAUCCGUGCUGUUGUCUUGACUCUUGACAUCCAUCUGGUUCUCUGAUAACACUUGUAGAGGAUACGAUCCUUCAUCCGGUUAGGUUAGAAUUUAGAUAUUUGCUGUUGAGUUGAAGCCCUAAUCUCACCAAUGGGUGCUCCCAAGCAAAGAUGGACACCAGAGGAAGAAGCUGCUCUCAAAGCUGGAGUACGUAAGCAUGGGGUUGGCAAAUGGCGCACAAUUUUAAAAGAUCCUGAAUUUAAUGGUGUAUUAUGCAUGCGAUCUAAUGUUGACCUCAAGGACAAGUGGCGGAAUAUUAAUGUAACUGCAUAUGGAUGGGGAUCUCGAGGAAAGGCCAGGGCAGCUUUGAAAAAGAGCCGACAGAUCUCCAGGCAUGAUGGUGCACUAGUGUCUGUUGGAACCACGGUCGAGGAUACAGACACAGAAAUUAUUGACGCCAAGCCUCUUACCAUGUCUAGUGAACCACAUCAAACUACUGGUCAGAAGAGGUCUCUGUUCAGGCUAGACACUCUGAUACUGGAAGCUGUAACAAAUUUGAAGGAGCCCGCUGGGUCUGACAAGGCAGCUAUUGCCAUGUAUAUAGAGGCCAUAUACUACCUUUUUACUGCAGUUGUAUAUGCAUUCAUGUUAUUUGGUACUUGGCUCAACUUAUUUGAGGAAUGGUAUGUAUCGAUCAGUAUUUACCUAUACCGGCAUGAACAUACAUGUAGACCAUCAAUUGUGGGCUGUCCAUAUAAGGUACAGGACUUACUAUCCUGUAAACAUUGUGAACCGGUGGAUCGGUAUUGGCCUCCCACAGAUUUUAAACAGUUGUUAUCAGCAAAAUUGAAGGCUUUAACUUCAAGUGGGAGAUUGGUCAAGGUGAAGCGCAAGUAUAGUACACCAUCAAGUUCAGCUUUUUCAGAAGAAAAAAGCUCCAAGCUUUUGCUUCUUGAGGGAAGACAAAGGGAAUCAAGGGUUGAUAUCAAGCCCCUCUUAAAAUCUCAAGUAGAUGCUGAAUUAGCACGAACACAAAGUAUGACUGCUCAGGAAGCUGCAGCUCUUGCUGCUAAAGCAGUUGCCGAGGCAGAAGCUGCAAUUGCAGAAGCCGAAGAAGCGGCGAGAGAGGCAGAAGCUGCUGAAGCUGAUGCAGAAGCAGCUCAAGCUUUCGCUGAGGCAGCAAUGUUGACACUGAGAAAUAAAAAUGCUACUAAACUGAUGAUUCAAGUCUGACAAGGGCGACUCAGCUUUUUACUGCAUGCAACUUUGCAAUACAUACCUCAUGGCGGGUUUGUCAUACAUGUAGAUAUAUGUUCAGGUUUUGUAUAGCUUAUAUUGUGAAGAUCUUCCAUAAUGUUCAUGAAUUAUGAACCUGGUCACUUUGUUUGUUUGGAUGGUCGACCUGGGAGAUUGCUUUAUCUUCAAUCUUCCACAUUAUUGUUUCAUAGAACAAUUUCUGGUUGGCAUGCUAUAUAAAGUAGCAAAUGGGGGGCUGUUUCGGCAGCUUGAGUUUGUUUUGUUUA